AUGAUGGAGACAGCGAAGGGGGCACGACGGACAGACGAAAAUCGAUUGGCCGAUUCAGGUCGGAGAAGGCUCAUCGUGUCUUACCGCCACAAUCUCUACACGGAAGGUUACUGGGUUGGAGUGGUUGGGUCUUGCAAUGGGUUGCUGUGUACCACGAAUGUAGCAGGUGACGUGUUCUUGUUCAAUCUGACCACUGGAGAAUCUAAGAGAAUUCCUGGUGUGCUCGAUUUGCUAACUUUGGGGUCCGAACGGGUGAGAGUUUGUGGGUUCGGUUUCGGGUUCCAUGCCAUAACCGAUGAUUAUAGGUUGGUUGCACUUGUCAUGGGCGAUGUUCUGAAUGCCAGUGUUUAUUCUCUAAAGACAGAUUCUUGGAAACGGGUCGGAGAUUCGCGUUAUGAAUAUGAUGAUGAUGAUACCAGUUACGAUGGUCUGCUUGUCAAUGGUGCAAUCCACUGGGUUGCAAGGCAUCGAGAGGAUGGUCGGAGAGUUGUAGUGGCGUUCGAUCUAACGACUGAGCAGUUCUUUGACAUGGCUUUUCCUGAUGAAGCCGAUGAGUGCCCACACAGGGUUAGGGGAUUUCAGCUCCAUAAACUCAAUGGCAGACUCUGCAUGGUUUACAGCUGCUUCGAGAAGCAUGGUGAUUUCUGGGUGAUGAAUGAGUAUGGUGUGGCUAGCUCUUGGAUCAGAAUUCGGAUCAGCGUGAGGUACAGGGCCAUGAAGCCACUGUGUUCGGUUAGGAAUGAGGAGGAAACUCUUAUGGAACUAAAUGGACAGUUGGUGCUGUACAAUUUCCGGAAUGACGUUUCUACGUCAUUGGUCCUUAAAGAUGCUGAGAUGCCCUGCGUAAUGGCGGCCGAUACAUACAUAGAAAGCCUCAUAUCGCCAAACUCAUAUGGUAGGGCUUAGCAUGCGUAGGAGAACGAUUUCCACGGAAUAAAUGUGUAUAUGUAUAUAUUUACCUAUGCGGCCGCGAAUCUAAACAAACUGUUGAUUUUUUUUU
Messenger RNA from Tarenaya hassleriana, 1000 nucleotides. RefSeq names its product F-box/kelch-repeat protein At3g06240-like. NCBI's taxonomy places the organism in Eukaryota, Viridiplantae, Streptophyta, Magnoliopsida, Brassicales, Cleomaceae. The transcript has 4 exons. The record is from RefSeq and is a predicted model, not a curated record. Bases 1 to 906 code for a protein of 301 amino acids.